AUGUCGCGAUCAGCUGGAAAAGUCGGAAACCUGAGGGAUAAGUUGGAUGGAAAUGAAUUAGACCUGAGUCUGAGUGACCUGAGUGAAGUCCCUGUGCGGGAACUGGCUGCCCUCCCCAAGGCCACGGUGUUGGACCUUUCUUGUAACAAGCUUACAACAUUACCGGGUGACUUUUGCUCUCUCACUCAUAUUGUAAGACUGGAUCUCAGCAAAAAUCAGCUUGUGCAACUCCCAUCUGAAUUUGGCAGGUUGAUAAACCUGCAGCACCUCGAUCUACUGCAGAACCGUUUGACUAUACUGCCAGCGACCUUUGCUCAACUCAGGAGCCUGAAAUGGUUGGACCUGAAAGACAACCCUCUGAACCCUGCCCUGGCCAAGGUGGCCGGAGACUGCCUGGAUGAGAAGCAGUGUAAGGACUGUGCCCAGAAAGUUCUACAACAUAUGAAAGUUAUCCAGGAAGAACAAGAGCGAGAAUUGCAACGCAAGCUUCUCGAAGAGCAAGCUUUAAAGCAGAAACGUGAGGCUGAGCAGAGACAGAAAGAGGAGAGGGAGAGAGAACAGAAGCGCAAGCAGAAAGCAAAGCAGAAAGCGCGCAAAAGGAGGGACUACAACGCUCUUCAAGCAGCUCAGCAGGAGGUGAAAAAGGCAACAGAGAGAGAGCACACGGAGAACCACAAAACCGUAGCAGGUCCCUCUCAGAAGAAGCAGCCCCGGAAGCGAUCAUGGAGAAGGCUGAUCUUGCAGAUGGUCCUGUUCUUGCUUCUGGUGACUGCGGCCAGUGUUGCGGUAUGUCGGUACACUGAUCUGCGGACUCAGAGUGUGUGCUCCAAUGUGAAUACAGUGUACGAGGACACUGUGAGAACUCUGCAGAGCUGCCACUUGGUGGAAAGCGUCCUCAAGUUCCGCUCACAGCAGUGA
Molecule: messenger RNA, 918 nt
Organism: Staurois parvus
Lineage: Eukaryota; Metazoa; Chordata; Amphibia; Anura; Ranidae
Source: the annotation of a GenBank genome assembly